Molecule: messenger RNA, 1955 nt
Organism: Micropterus dolomieu (smallmouth bass)
Lineage: Eukaryota; Metazoa; Chordata; Actinopteri; Centrarchiformes; Centrarchidae
Product: glycerophosphodiester phosphodiesterase domain-containing protein 5-like
Exons: 11
Coding region: 370-1587 (405 amino acids)
Biological process (GO): positive regulation of neuron differentiation; lipid metabolic process
Cellular component (GO): plasma membrane
Molecular function (GO): glycerophosphodiester phosphodiesterase activity
Source: RefSeq, a predicted model, not a curated record
CUCUUCUAUGAACACUGAAGGCACGUCUCUGUUCAAGGAGAAACUGUGUUAUGGUUUAUUAAAACAUCCGUUUUUUAAAACGUUCCAGCUGUUGCGUUAAACGUGGCCGUCGCUGUUCGUGCGGAUCAUAGGCUGAUGUGCGCCCUCGGUCUGUCUCAGACUGCCGCUGAAAGUUACUUUAAAGACUUAUAUGAAUCCGUAAAGUCCAAGUGUGAAGAGACGACAUCAUGUCCACAUCCGUGGAAAUAACUGAUUAACCGAGAGCUUCUGACGUUUCACUGUCCAGGAUACAGCGGCGGUCGUGGAGGUAAGGUUCCCAGUCCUGUGUGGGAUGUUAACGGACUGGUGGCGCGUUGAGGCUGAAGGAGCAUGGUGAAACACCAACCCUUGCAGGUCUAUGAGAAGCAGGUCUUUGUGUCCUUUGUCACUGGGAUCUAUGGUUGCCGCUGGAAACGCUACCAGCGUUCCCAAGACGACAGCUCCAGGUGGGAGUGUACAUGGUUCGUCAUCUUGUGCAGCUCUUUCUUUCUGCUUCUCUUUUGGGCGUACUUCUGGUUGGUGGCUCGAAAUGAUUUCAACGAAUUCAACUGGUCGGUAUACAACCGCUCUGGAGAGUGGAAGGAUGAGACGAUCCCCAUCCUCGCAUCCACCACCGUGGGAUUCAGCUACAUCACAUUCUUAAUGAUUUUAGCACUCUUCCAUAUAUCCUUGGGCCAGCAGCUCAACUUGUACUGGGUUCACAAGAUUGGCGUGUUGGCUACGCUGCUCACCACUAUCUCUGGUGUUGUCUCUGUUGAUGAUAUAUGGGGAGAUGAGUGGGACAUCCUGCUUGUAUCACUACAGUCCACAGCACCUUUCCUGCACAUUGGAGCCCUGGCAACAGUCACAGCUAUCAGCUGGUUGGUAGCUGGAUAUGUGGUCCGCAGAGAGCGAUCCAGCUUCCAGGUGAUGGUGUUGGUGAUCUACAUUGUCAUCCUCCUGGCUCUCUGUUUGGCACCGCUCUCAUUUAACUGCCCCUGCAUCAUGGACCGCCACAACCUCAAACCUCGACCAGACGUCAUUGGCCGACGGGGAGCUCCUAUGCUGGCUCCAGAAAACACCAUAGUGUCCUUCAACAGAGCCCUGCAGCAUGGAGCCAGCUCCCUGGAGGCAGACGUCACGAUCAGUGCGGACGGCGUUCCCUUCCUUAUGCGAGACCACACCAUGAGACGAACCACGGAUGUUAGUAAGGUCUUCCCAGUCAGACAGAAUGACGAUGCCUCUUUCUUCAACUGGACAGAGAUUCGCUCUCUGAACGCAGGCCAGUGGUUUUUGGAGAGUGACCCCUACUGGACAGUAGAAACCCUUACAGCCAGGGAACGGAGCAGAAUAGGCAACCAGACGGUUUGCAGUCUGGUGGAAAUGCUGCGUCUGACGGCCAGGGCUAACAGCUCGGCGCUGCUCAACAUCCGGAAGCCUCCACCAGAGCACCCGCGCUACCGGAACUGGUUCAUGGACACGUUUUGGGCUGUGCAGAAGGCAGGCAUUUCCCAGAAGAGGGUGAGGACUGUAGGUCCCUCCAUAUUUGUUCCUUUGAUUCAUUAUUAAAGGUGCUGCUUGUAGUACUGUGACCCCAGUAAAUCAUGAGUACAUUAACAGCUGUCACUGAGAUUGGUAGCUGGUGUUGUCCUACAGUAUUAGGAUUUUUACAAAGUGUGUUACUAUGGCGAAUACUGUGGAAAAUUUACAGGAUUGCUUUUAACAGACAGUUAGCAGAUACUGUUCUUUCUGCUGUUACAAACUGCUGCAAGGAUUGAAAGCCGAGAGUAAAUAUCUAUUCCAACAUAGUGCAUCAGGCCUAAUAAGUUAGACACACGUUUAGUAACAUCCGGGAGAGGCAAGGACAUAUAGCACCAAAAAGGAAUGUAUUCUUUAAAGGUUCAGUGUGUAAUAUUUCUGAGGAUCUAUCGACAGAA